Messenger RNA from Galendromus occidentalis (western predatory mite), 1535 nucleotides. RefSeq lists its product as uncharacterized. The transcript is spliced from 7 exons. The record is from RefSeq and is a predicted model, not a curated record. NCBI's taxonomy places the organism in Eukaryota, Metazoa, Arthropoda, Arachnida, Mesostigmata, Phytoseiidae. Bases 167 to 1339 code for a protein of 390 amino acids.
CGGUUCUGAUUCGUGUUCGUGAGCGCGCGGUGUUUCUUCCGGGCUCGUUCGAGACUUGAUUCCACAAUCUAGCAGAGUGCACCGCCCGUCGAGCUGAGUUCUCAUUCCAAGAAAACGAAAGCACUGAACGCGGAGCCAACUCGAUUUCUAGAGCAUUUGAUUCGUGAUGCUGCGUUUGAAGAUCGACGUGACAGCUAUAGACGGACAGCAUUGGGAAGGAAAAUUGAGAUGCAUUUUCUGGAGGCUGGAACCUCAUGGAAUCCCUCACGAAACAGUGUUUCAGUAUACUACCCACCUGCUGAGCGAGAUCGGGAUCAUAGGCGUGAAACCUUUGGCGUACCUCGAUGGCACAUAUAUCCCCGACGACGAAUCGACCUCUAUCUUCCGUGAUGGGGACUUGCUUCGCAUCCUACCGGCGAAGACCCAUAGCGCACCUCCGAUCCCGAUGAUUGGUGAAAAGAAUUCCCGUAGGGUCGAGACCGCUGUCCAGAACGAAACUAUCAGAAUUGUGAGACCCGUCGAAUCUCUCGACGAUGAAACACCGACUGAGACCACGAUGCGGGGAGAAGAUUUGACCGAGUUAGUGAGCGUCACGGCGAACGAUUCCGAAUGCGCGGACGAUGCGGACCUCCGCGAAAUUCGCGAACGCAAGAGACGAAAGAGGGGCAAACGCUGGUCUAGAGUUCGAUCUAAACGAGUAUCAUUCGACGUCAUAGGCGAGGGAAAUCUGCGAGAGAACGCUGAAGCUCACAUGGAGAGCACGCCCUUCGAGAAUCGGGUUCCAAGCGUGACGAACGGCGAAACGCCGAACGGUACCUUGGCGAGAACGCUGAGCGAUGCCUACGUGACGGCCCUUGCGGACACGCCUGGAAUAUCAAAGCAGAGCAAGAAGCCCCUGAAAGCCAUCACGGCGAGGAAAAACAAGAAGAUUCAAUCUGGAGUUGGAUAUUAUCUUGGGCUAUUGGGUUCCGCUGAGAGUAGCCUGAUAGCUGGGACGAGUUCAGGCGACGCAACAGGUUCGCCCGCAAACGGGCAUUUGAAGCCCGGUCCGUCGAACUGCGGGGAAACUUCGAAAUCGAGCAGCGGGGAUGACAAGCGAGAUGCGUCCGUUCUGUCAACCCUGGCACCGAAUAGCAGGAUCUCAUGUGACGUCGGAAUGUUUGACGCGAGAACCUCGAGCGUAGAGCAUUAUCAAGACGUCACCCUGGAAGUUCUGGAGAACCAUAAGGACAAGAAAACGUUAUUCGUCACUCACAUCGAGGGAGACUUGCCGAACCAUGUCAGCGGCAGUGACUUCAAAGUGGAUUGGGGAAUGUUGAGCUCGAUAAGAUUUUUGUGAAGGCACUCAGCACCCAGCGUUCCGACGAGGACUGGUCCUCUUUUAAUAUUGAGGCUCAUGAUGGAAGGCCCUUCUGAUUGAUCAGUCCGAGCGAGGAUUCUGGGAAUACGCCCGGUGUCCCUCAUCUUGAGAAGAUAUUUAUAGUUACCUACUUUCAGGUUGUUCCAUUAUUAAUAAAUCCCUAAGCAGUCAAUUU